Messenger RNA from Acanthochromis polyacanthus (spiny chromis), 6371 nucleotides. It is a transcript of the gene nos1apa, whose product is annotated as nitric oxide synthase 1 (neuronal) adaptor protein a. The record is from RefSeq and is a predicted model, not a curated record. The transcript is spliced from 13 exons. The coding region runs from base 425 to 2689 and encodes 754 amino acids. Gene Ontology annotation, molecular function: nitric-oxide synthase binding. NCBI's taxonomy places the organism in Eukaryota, Metazoa, Chordata, Actinopteri, Pomacentridae.
ACGGUGCGCCUCUGUUCCAAUGGAAACAGGUGGGAUCCCCGGACUCCUCCAAUCACACCCUCCCUCCGUGCGGGGGGGGGGAGUCCAGGACCGGACCAACUUCCACACUCGGCACAGGAAAAGUCAGGAAAACACAUCUGCGCCCACAUGACGCCGUUCCUGUCGUCCUGCAUGUGUUUUUGAAGCUGCUACGGUGAGCGUUAGCAGGGCAGCGGUUCGCCGGAGCACCGCUGAAGUUGUUGCCGCCACUUGGCCGCUGUUGUGGGCAGUGUAGCAGCGCUGCAACGCUGGGACGCUUCACUGCGAUGGAGCACAUCUACUGAUCGGAUUUGGGAUUGUUUUUCUUGGAUUUCUUUCUAUUAAAUCGACUCCUUUGGUAUUUUCUUGCUUCCUCUGGCUGUGUGGAGUUGUAAUUGCUGGGAAAAUGCCUGGGAAAACCAAGUACAACCUCGUUGAUGAUGGGCAUGAUUUGAGGAUCCCGUUGCACAACGAGGAAGCAUUCCAGCAUGGGAUCAACUUCGAGGCAAAGUAUAUCGGCAGUCUGGAUGUGACGCGGCCAAGCAGCCGAGUGGAGAUUGUGGCUGCAAUGAGAAGAAUACGAUAUGAGUUCAAGGUGAAAAACAUCAAGAAGAAAAAAGUCAACAUUGUGGUGUCUGUAGAUGGAGUGAAGGUCAACUUGAGAAAAAAGAAAAAAAAGAAGGAGUGGACAUGGGAUGAGAGCAAGAUGAUGGUGAUGCAGGAUCCCAUUUACAGGAUAUUUUAUGUGUCUCAUGACUCCCAAGAUCUGAAGAUCUUCAGCUACAUUGCCAGAGAUGGACAGAGCAACGUCUUUCGCUGUAACGUCUUCAAAUCCAAAAAGAAGAGUCAGGCCAUGCGCAUCGUUCGGACAGUCGGCCAGGCUUUUGAGGUUUGCCAUAAACUGAGUCUGCAGCAUACACAACAAAACGCAGAUGGACAGGAGGACUGCCACAGCGAAAAGAACGGCAAUGACUCCAUUGCAGGCGUGCGUGCUUAUCCACCUGUAUGUGUGUGUACUUUCCUUGGCUCAGCUCGUGAGCUAACAGGCACGGAGAAGACGGCAACCGUUGCCGAGGAGACGGACAUCGAUGCAGAGGAGAUGAAUCAGGUGACUGCAGCGGAGGAUUUGAACCUCAAUAGAGGAGUGACUGAUCUGGAUGCCACAGCCAGGACACCUGACCCAAACCAUGCAGAAAACAAGGCUUCAGAAGAGGCUUCUCUACUGUUGUCCAGCCCGAGGAUGCUGCUCCCAGCGUCAGGCACGCUGCCACCCGGUGCCCCCUUGUCUGUCCACCACCAGAUUCAACUGCUUCAGCAGCAGCUCCAGCAGCAACAGCAGCAAACACAAGUGGCUGUGGCACAGGUCCAUCUCCUGAAGGACCAGCUGAGUGCCGAGGCCACGGCUCGUCUGGAGGCACAGGCUCGAGUCCACCAGCUGCUGCUGCAAAACAAAGACCUGCUGCAGCACAUCUCCCUGCUGGUUAAACAGAUCCAGGAGCUGGAGACCAAGAUGUCUGGACCAAAUUCCAUGGGAUCCCAGGACAGCUUGCUGGAGAUCACCUUCCGGUCCACAGUACCUCCAGUGAUCUGCGACCCCACAACACCUAAACCCGAAGUGUCAGCCCUCAACCUGACCACUUUGGGCACCAGUGAUGGGACCAGCAAUGCAUUUUCAUCUUCCAACGGGACUCUGGGAAGCCCACUAGUUGAUCAAAGUAUGUUUGAGAACUCCAUUGCCCAGCGGCAGAGUCCUCAGACCUCCAGGCUGGGUCAGCCAUCGCCCCGACGCCCUACAGUAUCAGCUAAUUCCAACCUGGGAUCUGGCUGCGUCGACUCUCCAUCCUCCGGAGGACAGCAAAGGCUGAAAAAUGCCAUUAACCUGGGCAAGGCUGUAGGGGCAAAGGUAAAUGACUUGUUAAGAAGAAAAGAUCCCAGUCACCUCGGGGACAUCGGGGUCACUGAGGUCAACAAGAAUGUUGGUGCUGUGUGGAGCUGCAUGGACCAAUUCAACCAGACUGCAGCCAACAGUCACUUCGACUCCUUCCCUCGGCUGGACCCUCCUCCUCCUUCAGGGAAGAAGCGCCUCCCUCGAGCACUGAAGACGACCCAGGACAUGAUGAUCUCCUCUGACCCUGUGGUCUCCUCUCCAGAUGCCGCUGACUCGUCCUCCUUCCUCUCCUCCCCCGACAAGACGCCUCUCAUUGCUAAGGAGGAGAUGAAGAAUGACGAGGAGCAGCAGCAAGGUGAGGAGGAGGAAGGAGGGUCAACAGAUAUCCCACAGUCUCUGGGCCCAGCAGAAAAGAGAGAUGAUUCAGAGACAGCUGGAACCAAUGGCAAGGUGGAUACGGUGAUCGGUGAGGAGGAGGAUGAUGCUGAGGAUGGGAGCACUGAAGGAGGUGUGGAGGAACAUGGACACCAGCUGCAGCUCUCUGUUCCAGACCUCAUCAACAAAGAUCCCCCGCUGGAGUCCAGAGCCAAAACCUGCGACGUCUGGCAGAAAGCUCCGGGGCCAGACUCCCGACUAGCCUCCACUCCCUGCUCAGGUAAAACUGCCUGCCGCAUCAGCCUGGGGGAGGAGGUCCUGCUGGGGAACGGCGCCCCCUGCAGUAAAGGCGGCGGAGUGAGUGCCGAAGACACAGAGCCUCAUCCAGACCUGCUGUCUUUUGAGUAACGUGCAAAGCUGGAGCCAAAUACCACUUGAGUAAGAUUAAAACCGCCUGGAACUCUAUUCUCCUCAUAUCUGCCCCUACAAACGUCUGUGGCUGUAAUUCAAACAGACUGCAAUAAGUACUGCGAAUCAAAUAUUCACUGCCACUUUUAAAUAUGCAACUCGCCCUGCUCCAGGCUUCACUGUAGGAAAAGGGAACAUGAACUUCCAGGAACUAGGACAGGGGCCAGAUCUGUUUCUUUUUAACAUUUCAUAGCUUUUUAGAUGAAUAGAGUAGUUUAAAGGUCAUGGUAAUAAAAUCUGGCCUUCUAACGGGGCUGAUCUGAGGUCAGGCAACACACUACACGUAUCUGCUGAAUGAAUGAAGACAAAUCUGGCCAGCAUAGGACAAUGAAUGAGUAGUAACAGGAAAAAAUAAUUGAACUUUCAGCUUCAUUUCAAUGUAGUUUAUGUUUAAGUUAAAAUUUUAACAAACAAAAAAAAUCCUUACUGUAAAAGAGUCACUGUGUAUUUCUUAUGUUCCACUUCUUUCAGCAGAUGUAAAACAUGUCUUUAGAAAUGUAAUGACAACCUGAUUAUGUAACAAUGAAUGUAAUUACUGUGAUAAAAUAUCCUUUAAAUGGGCUAAAAAUGUCAAUUCUGCUCAAAAUCGCUUCAGAUAUUUUUCCCUGAAAGUGUAAACAAUGAUUGCUUCAAAUCUUCGUCAGUAUUAAGUUAUUCCAUCAUCAUAUGCCACGACUUUCUUGGUCCAUUUACAGGAUGCUUUGUUACAUGUGUGUUAUGAAUCAAACAGAAGCUGCUGCAAUGAAGCCAAUUAGAAGCUGCAACUAAUAUGAGUUACACAGCAACAUGAUUUAGAUUUAACAUGCUCAGAUUAACUAAGUGUUGCUGUGGGUUUUUUAUCUGUGUGAUGGUAUUUCCAGCAGGGAAAUGUCUAGAAAGCUGAUUCCGUGCUCAGGAGGAGUCGAAGGAAGUGAUUGAGAAAGGCUGAGCGAAUGUGAAAGUGUUAGAGAUGGAGCAACUCACUUUCAGUUCAGUCAGCAUUAAAUAUCAAGCAACAGUUUGUGCCAGAGUUUGAUGAGGCCUUCUGACCUGAGCUUCCACCAUAACAGAUCACUCCUGACCCUUUUUUGGUCCAGUAUGUCCUGGAGCUGUACUGCCGUGUGAGAUUGAUCCCUCCUACGUCAGUCUUUGGCUCUGACUCUGACCCUGAAAAUGACCUUUUUUAGAUGUGGAGAUCUUAGCUAGUUACAAUAUUGAUCAGUAACAUAAUAUUUUUUUUUCAGUGUUGUAUUUAUUUACAUUGAAUACAAAACAUUUCAAAACUCAUUUUAAGCAGGUAAAGAUAUCUUUGUACUUUGUGUGAAAUGGCAUUUACGACCAAAUAUUUUAAUGUUUCUAACCAUAUUGAGAGCCAGAAAACUGUGUUGUUGAACUGUUUCCUCUGGCAGUAAAAACCAGACCAGCAUUUUGAAUGUGAAGACCUAAAAUCCACAUAAAAUAAGCAGUUAAUACGCACACAAAACAAUUAUUCAGGAUUUAUUCAUUAUUGGGUCUGGUAGUCGGCUUUUAAAGAGAACAGAAAGAUAAAGGAUAAGAAUGGCUUCAGGUUGUUGCCUGCUGACAGACAUUAUCUUCUUCCACUGGCUGAACUGAAAGUGAAGUCUGAUGACCUCCAAACCCUGUCAGAGAGUCAGGACAGACAGACGGAUGGGCAGAUGGGUGGAUGGGCAGCAUUUGGAGGGUGGGCUGCUGGAAAGUUGCUUUUGAGCUAAAGAGAGGCAAAAAAAAUAAUGAGCUGUCAACAGAGAGAGAUGAGAGAGGUGUAUUUUAUUGGAGUGGAUCAUUAAGUGGCAGACCAAAGACAGAAAUUAACUGCUCAGUCAGACAGGUUGCUUUUGUUUUUAGUGAGCUGUCUGAGUGAAAAGAGAAGCAAUAAUUCAUGCAGAAGAGAUUUUCUCCCUUCUGUUUUCAUUUCUCUUUCUUGUAUUUCACCACAACAAAGUGAAAACCAAAGUCAUAACAGUUAACAUGUUUAAUUAUAAAUCGUGUCCUUGUUUAAAAUCCUGGGAUUUUUCUGACUCUUGAGAGACUCAGGUGUGUUUAGCUGGUUAAAGGUGAGCUGACAUUAGAUCUUCACCCACAUCAGUGCGUCAGUGUAGGAGGAGCAGGUCCAGGUUGCCAUGACUAUUUUAGCACAGUCACAGUGGAAAGCUGUAUUUUUAAAACACUACUAUCUGAGCAUCUGCUCUGCAGAUCUGUGCAGCUGGAAGUCGACCAGCUUCUAUGGAAAGCGCACACACAGAUCCCAAUCGCACACUCUGAAAAUAACCCAUUUUUCCAAGAAGUCUCGAAGCGGCCGCCGUAAAUGACCUGCUGUCCUUGUGGGGAUUUGUUGACCUUAGAAAGUUCCCAGAAGACACAGAGACGGACAUAGAGGCAGCUGGAACUGUGGUCAGGUCGUGCCCAGCAGAAUGAGAGGAAUGUGGAGCUGGACUCUGAGAGAAAGGAAGCUUUGUCUCUAUGGGUCUCUCUCUGACUUUCUUACAUAUUAUAAUCCACUACACUACCACACGACAGGCUGGAACAGAACAGCUGACAUCUCCUAGUUUUAACUAACAAUCAGUAGAACUCUUUAUGGAUAUUUCAUAUUUUUAGUGCCCAAGACAUGAUUUGUAAGUGGCUGAUGUUUCAGCGUAAUCUUAAUAAUUAGCACCUCCAUAUAACACAGGAAUGUCACCGCUUUAAAAUUUGGAUGAACUGACACUAAAAGAUCACAGUUUAGGUUAGUGAAAAACAAAGUGUUAUUUAUUAGGAGUUGAUUCUUUUUAUCUACUUUAAACUAAAGAAAAAGUGCUGUACCUUGUCGUCUGUCUGAAAUAUUUCAUAGGCGACACAGAGGUUGUUUUGAGGUGAUAAGCCAGUCAUCACUCAGCGCAGAGAUUAUUGCUACACACCUGGAUGAAGCAGGUCUCAGAAGGUCUUGACCUGAUCUAACAAAACCAAACACAGUGAGCCUGACAGCAGCUGCUUGGAUUCAGUCAUGAUGUAAAGCAAUAAGACACGGAGACACUCCUCACAGAAUCCGAAAUGCCUUCUUUUUUACUUUUAACUUUAUAAACCACUAAAGUAGAUUUUUUUUCUUUUUUGUGUUUGUUGAUGAAGGAACAGCUGUGUACAUUUUCUGAAAAUAUUCUGUCCCUUUUUUGCAGUACCUGUGAAUAUGCAAAUUGGUUCUUGCUCAAACAAAUGAAGGAAAGUGAUUUAUUUUGUUACUCUGAAUCUUGUUAUGGCAAACUGUGUUAUUUAGCUGCCUCCAAAUUUGAUAGAAGAUAAAAAACAAUGAUGUUGCUUUUUUUAUUUUUUGUGUUGCUGAAUCUUGUUUUGUCUUUGUGAAGCUGGUCGACAUGGUUUCGGAAAAUUGUGAUGAAUGAAGGAAGCUAAUUGCUGCACGUGAAGGCUUUUUGAAAAUGGGGGACAAGCAGACAGCUAAAGCUAACUGGGCUUUCUAUUGAUUCUACUUUAACUGUUGCAAAUGAAAUGAAUUCUAUAAUUUUGUAUGUAAGAAAGAAAUCGACAUGUAUCUGUGAUUUUUUCUUUUUAUUUUCCUAAUGUACCUUUUUAAAGUGGGGAAAUAAUGAUGCCUACAGUGACUGUAAUUUCAUAAAGACUUUCCAGACUUAGA